Messenger RNA from Rotaria sp. Silwood2, 447 nucleotides. NCBI's taxonomy places the organism in Eukaryota, Metazoa, Rotifera, Eurotatoria, Philodinida, Philodinidae. The record is from the annotation of a GenBank genome assembly.
AUGUUAGGAAGAACCGAUUGUCACAAUUUCAUCCGAGAUAAUAGAACUCGUCUUACAAGACAAUGCCAAAACAACUUAAAAUCAUUCGAUCCAACACAUGAAGGCAUUUAUAUUUGCGAUGGUCGCUUACUUCGUAAUCUUGCUGAUAAAUACGUUUUCGUGGUAGAAUUAUUAAAUUACACGAAAAGUUGGUGUAUUGAUGGUCUUUAUCCUAUGCUCAUCUAUUCGGAUAUAAAUCAGAUUUUACCAUGUGAAAGAGCUAUUCGCCAAGGACUAAGAAAAUAUCCACAAUCAUAUGCUACAUAUGAUGCUCUCAGUAGCGAUAUACUUGAUGUAUAUGUACGAAAUUUACAUAACUAUCGUAAUUGUGGCGAUCCUAAUUUUUGGGAUAAGGAAGACUAUGAAGAAACUGAUACAUCAAUAUCAAUGUUUGAGUACAGAAAAUAG